Molecule: messenger RNA, 2386 nt
Organism: Mandrillus leucophaeus (drill)
Lineage: Eukaryota; Metazoa; Chordata; Mammalia; Primates; Cercopithecidae
Gene: HS3ST4
Product: heparan sulfate (glucosamine) 3-O-sulfotransferase 4
Exons: 2
Coding region: 26-952 (308 amino acids)
Molecular function (GO): [heparan sulfate]-glucosamine 3-sulfotransferase activity
Source: RefSeq, a predicted model, not a curated record
CCGGACCCCGCUGGCCCCCAGCGAGAUGAUCACGGCUCAGAGCGCGCUGCCAGAGAGGGAAGCGCAGGAGUCCAGCACCACCGACGAGGAUCUCGCAGGCCGGAGAGCGGCCAACGGGAGCAGCGAGAGGGGCGGCGCCGUCAGCACCCCUGACUAUGGGGAGAAGAAGCUGCCACAGGCGCUCAUCAUCGGAGUCAAGAAAGGAGGGACCCGCGCGCUGCUGGAGGCGAUCCGCGUACACCCGGACGUGCGGGCGGUGGGCGUAGAGCCGCACUUCUUCGACAGGAACUACGAAAAGGGGUUGGAGUGGUACAGAAAUGUGAUGCCCAAGACUUUGGAUGGGCAAAUAACCAUGGAGAAGACUCCAAGUUACUUUGUGACAAACGAGGCUCCCAAGCGCAUUCACUCCAUGGCCAAGGACAUCAAACUGAUUGUGGUGGUGAGAAACCCUGUGACCAGGGCCAUCUCUGACUACACGCAGACACUGUCAAAGAAACCCGAGAUCCCCACCUUUGAGGUGCUGGCCUUCAAAAACCGGACCCUCGGGCUGAUCGAUGCUUCCUGGAGUGCCAUUCGAAUAGGGAUCUAUGCUCUGCACCUGGAAAACUGGCUCCAGUAUUUCCCCCUCUCCCAGAUCCUCUUUGUCAGUGGUGAGCGGCUUAUUGUGGACCCCGCCGGGGAAAUGGCCAAAGUACAGGAUUUUCUAGGCCUCAAACGUGUUGUGACUGAGAAGCAUUUCUAUUUCAACAAAACCAAGGGGUUCCCUUGCCUAAAGAAGCCGGAAGACAGCAGUGCCCCGAGGUGCUUAGGCAAGAGCAAAGGUCGGACUCAUCCUCGCAUCGACCCAGAUGUCAUCCACAGACUGAGGAAAUUCUACAAACCCUUCAACAUGAUGUUUUACCAAAUGACUGGCCAAGAUUUUCAGUGGGAACAGGAAGAGGGUGAUAAAUGAGGCUAGAGAGGCAGAAGAAGGCUAGUCAAUAGCUAAGGAGGCUCCUUGCCUGAGUCCUUGAAUACCCCAGCUUCUGCAGCUUCACUUGCUGGAGUGCCAAGUAGAUCUCCUCCUCCUUCAUGCAGCCAGGAUUGCCUCCAGUGUUGUUAGCUUAGGCAAACAGGUGGAUCCCACGGCAUCCCCAUGGAGGAACCAGGCCCAUCUGGGCAGCAGCAUCUGGUUGACCAGAUGGCCACCAGAACCCACUGUUCAUUCUUAUCUUCUGCUAGUUAAUAUAGCCUGAAGACAGAGGAUAAAUAGCUGUCAAUGUCAGAGACAGUGCUAUUAAUGUAUAUGUGAGUGGCAAAAAGGGUCUGCUUUAUGGGGGUUCUCACUUUAGCUUGGGGAGCCAGGGUUCUAGCCCUGUAUCUGUCACGGGCACUCUGUCUACACCUCUGCUUGGGCUUCUCUCCAGAGUGCACUUUGUGGCUGAGUGCUCCAGGACUCCUAGGGAGCAAGGUCCUCCCUCUAAGGUGUUUGUAGUCUUCUCUUUAAAGGCCUCAUUCCACAACCCCUGACUUCCUCCCUCCCCACAUCAUGAAGGCAGAGGCAUGCACGUUCCUCAGCAAACACACACACAAACACACACACACACACACACACGCGAAGGAAAAUAAAAGCUGACACCCCUCAAAGCCUUCUUUCCAAGAGCCCUCUAAAUGGGGUUGGGUCUCGCUCUUCAUGAGUAUCCUGGGUUGUGGAGAAGCUUAGCGUAUGCUCUUGUGUUCAGAUCAGGGCCACAGGGCUGCUCUAAGAGUAAAGUAAUUAUAACUGAAGUCAGAGCUCUGAGGUUGGCAGAGAUGAGUGGCCAUAUCUGGGGGUAAAAGAAGAAAUCCUGUCUUCUUGGUGGGAGGUUGCCUUACCUGAAGCCCAUCUCUCCCAAGCACUAUGGUUCUGAGGCAUGUUUUUGGGGGUGAACUCUGUCCCCUAGGUCCCCAGAAGGGCAAAGACCAGAAAGUUGACAAGUCUGUUAUUAGGAGUAAUCCUUAGCCAUGUAAUGGGGAGAGGAGCAGUCAUCAUUCUUCCAAUUUGCCCCACCACCACCACCUCGGGCUUCAUUUUCUCUAUUUAGAGAUGGCAGAGAGUAGGGUAGUGGCAAGAAAGCUGACUCCAUUCAUCAGAUCCAGUUUAUGGGGGUUGGGGUGAGCAAGGACUGUCUGCAGACAUCCCCAUCAAGGGCUGCUGAAUGAAGUGUCCCUUCCCAUCAGUUUGAUUCAAUUAAAAUGCAUCAUUUGACAUAAAGCACUUGUUCACAGGUCUCCAAAACCGGGAAUUGUUCUAGUAAAACUGGAAAUUUAUAUGAGUGGGGGGAGUUAAAUCUGUUCAGCUGUUAUUAAACUGUCAUUUCUCCCGCUAAAUGAAAACUGUGUUAUUAUAAAGCUUAAUGCAACCUGA